Messenger RNA from Schistocerca cancellata (South American locust), 2112 nucleotides. RefSeq lists its product as uncharacterized. Bases 1 to 2112 code for a protein of 703 amino acids. The transcript has 4 exons. The record is from RefSeq and is a predicted model, not a curated record. NCBI's taxonomy places the organism in Eukaryota, Metazoa, Arthropoda, Insecta, Orthoptera, Acrididae.
AUGAGAGGGGCAGAUGCGGGGAAAAGGCAGCCCGCUUUGCCGCCAGCCCCCGCCCUUGACCGUGAGCUUUGCGUCGGCAGCCGCCGCGGCGCCCACCCUGGGCGCAGACCGGUCCAGCGGACUUUCUCCAGCCGGGGUGCGAGCCACUUUCUCCAACCGCCGCGUACGCCCGCCUAUACGGCCUGGGAGGCGGAGAAAGCAGAGGCGCCAAGUGCGGCGGGUGUCGUGGGCGCUGCGGGAGCAGCCAGCGGCCGUAACUCUAGCAGCCCGACACAGGAGGGCCCUGGGCGGCUCCCAGUUGUUCUCGUGGCACUACUGCUGCAGGUAGCGCUGACGAGGGCUCGAGCCAUCGGCGGAUCAGCCAAUACGUCCUCUGUUGCUAUCCAGAGGAGAGGCGACUACGAUGGUGGAGGGUCUUUCGGGGGCAGCGGUUUUGGAGGAGGCGGAGGAGGCUACGGAGGUGGAGGCGGCGGCGGCGGCUUCGGCGGUCAUUCUGGAGGAGGUGCUGACUUAAGUGGGUCUUAUGGGGCACCAGCCGUUGGCGAUGUUGGAGGAUACGGGGGCGGUGACGUAGGAGGAGGCCAAGCAGGCUACGGUGGCGGCGGAGGCUUCGGAGGUAGUGCAGGAGGAGCAGACCUCGGAGGCGGACAUGGAGACUUCGGCGGUGGUGGCGGCUACGGAGGUGGAGGAGCUGGCUAUGGAGGCGGCCUUGGCGACUUCGGCGGCGGUGGAGAUGGAGGAGGCGGCUAUGGAGGCGGCCACGGAGAUUUAGGUGGUGGUGGAGGAGGUGGUUAUGGAGGUGGCCAUGGUGGAGGCGGUGGGUUCGGUGGAGGCGGUGACGGCGGAGCAGGCUUUGGAGGAGACCAUGGAGGCUACAGCGGUGGCGGUGGAUUCGGAGGUGGUGACCUUGGUGGAGGUGGAGGAUAUGGCGGUGGAGAUGUAGGAGGUGGUGGCGAUCACCACGGACCAUCUGCUGGGGGUGGCAUCGGUGGAGGUGCAGCGAUAGGAGGAGGGUAUUCGGCAGGAGGUGCGGAACAUGUUCAUGAGAAGCCUACACCUCAUGGUUACUGGAAGAAGAAGCUUAUCUGGAAACCAGACUGGCAGAAAGUGUGGAAGACGGGUAAGAAACAGAUAUGGAAACCUGCCUGGAAGAAGUACUGGAAACCUGUGUGGAAGGAAAUUCAAGUACCUGCCUGGAAGGAGAUCAAGGUCCCAGACUGGAAGAAGGUAUGGAAACCAGUCUGGGUCCCCACACAGGUGCCAGCAUGGAAGGAGAUCAAAGUUCCAGCUUGGAAGAAAGUAUGGAAGCCAAUUUGGGUACCAACACAGGUGCCAGGAUGGAAAGAUAUUCAAGUUCCUGACUGGAAGAAAGUUUGGAAACCAGUGUGGAAGCCGAUACAGAUACCUGCCUGGAAACACAUAAAAGUAGAGGCCUGGAAGAAAGUAUGGAUCCCUAAGUUGAUUAAGGUGUAUGUUCCAGGAGAGAAAUCUCAUGGAACAGAUGAACAUGGCUGGGAAUAUACAUCCCAUGGACUAUGGAAGAAGAAGCUCAUAUGGAAGCCAAUCUGGGUGAAAUACUGGAAACCGGGGAAAAAGCAAGUCUGGCUUCCUUCCAAAAAGCUGGUCUGGAAAGAGGAGUGGAAACAAAUUUGGAGAACAGAGAAGAAACAGAUCUGGGUGCCGUCAAAGAAGUUGGUCUGGAAGCCCGAAUGGAUAAAGAUAUGGAAACCUGGUAAGAAACAGAUAUGGGUGCCAUCAAAGAAACUCGUUUGGAAGGAGGAAUGGAAACAAAUAUGGCGGCCAGACAAGAAGCAGAUCUGGGUCCCGUCGAAGAAGCUCGAAUGGAAGGAGGCGUGGAAGAAGAUCUGGGUCCCAGCGUGGAAGAAAAUCUGGGUGCCUGCGUGGAAAAAAGUAUGGAAGCCUGUAUGGAUCCAUGAGUGGAUUGUACUGCCAGAGCCUCAUCCGCCUCAUCAUGAGGACUGGGAUAGAAAGGACAAGGCAGUGACGGGCUCGCCACAGCAGCAGCCACAGCAAGUGAAACAGCAGGCUCCUCAGCUGACGCAGCGAAAACAGGAAACCAGAUCCGGGGGCUUCCAAUUCCCUAGGGCGUGA